CCGCCAAUUAUGCCACUAUCAGCUUGGCUAUUGCGACGAGUGAGAUCAUGGCUCCUCAUUUCACAGAAAACGUACUUGCCUUGGUCUUGGUGCGCGCUGUUGCCGUCCUUGCCAUCUCUUCCCGUCUUCGUGGUUUCGAGAACCUUGUUCAUGAAGCUUCCCACAACAACCUCUUCGCCAGCCCACAAACACACACAAUGCUCGAACCACUCUACGCCUUCCCGGUAUUUCGCAUUGUGUGUGACUACCGAGCGUCACAUCUGGUUCAUCACAAGCACCUUGGUGACCCAGAAAAAGACCCAGAUAUCAUCAGACUUCACGAGCUAGGGCUGCACAACAUCAGAGAUGCACCAAUCUAUUAUCUCGCAGGCGUACCAGCAAGCGGAUAUCUCGUCUACGAAUACUUGACCACCAUAUUUGCCGACUUCUGGACCAGCAAGAGUGUGCGCGUUAGCAAGUCACUCUACUGGGCGACGGUACUCGGCCUCGUCACGUGGACCAACUCCUGGUCGUUCUUUGCCCUCUACUAUGUGGUGCCGCUCUUUUCCGUGCUCUCCACAACACGCUACUGGGCCGAGGCGAGCGAGCACAUUGGCAUGGACCUGAACUCGUCCUUUGCCACGUCACGCAACAACCUGGGCUUCCUGCACCGCUGGUUCCAGCACCCGCACAAUGACGGCUACCACGCCGUGCACCACUUGCAUGCGCAAGUCCCUUUUCACAAGCUCCCUGUGGUGCACGAGUUGCUCAUGGCUCAGAACCCCGAGUACAAGAACACGACUGUGGAGUCACAGGGCAUGUGGGAGACGUUCUGCCAGAUGGCGACCAGCAAGACCAUUGUCAAGGGACGGCCAACUACGGGCGACUGGAGCUGAGCGCUUCUCCUUCUUCUCAACCCAAGAAUUGGAUCGUGAGGGGAGGCUAGCUGGCGCAAUGGAUAGUAGCAUAGCAUGGGCGAGCUUCCAUCAUUCUGUGAGCUCAUGAGUGAGAGUGAUGAGAUUGGAACGGCGAGAUGUGCAGGUUCACAGCCAAAAAAGAUGGCGUACGAGAUGAAACAUCUCACCAUAUACG
Molecule: messenger RNA, 1071 nt
Organism: Dothidotthia symphoricarpi CBS 119687
Lineage: Eukaryota; Fungi; Ascomycota; Dothideomycetes; Pleosporales; Dothidotthiaceae
Exons: 1
Coding region: 48-875 (275 amino acids)
Biological process (GO): lipid metabolic process
Source: RefSeq, a predicted model, not a curated record